UAGAGUCCAGGCCCGGGGAAGAACCGCAGCCAAGCGAGGCCAUAAAGGACGUUGCUAUGGUUUCCAUGCACGUCGUCUCCCUCAGCCUGUUUCUUUCCGCGGCGCUGGCGAUUCCGUAGUUUCCGCUUCCGGUAGUGAGAACCCUUCGGGUCGGCUAGGUACUGAGGACGUCAGGCUCUACAGAGUGAAGGUUUAAAUCCAAGGUCAUGGCAAAACAUCUGAAGUUCAUCGCCAGGACUGUGAUGGUACAGGAAGGGAACGUGGAAAGUGCAUACAGGAUCCUAAACAGAAUCCUCACUAUGGAUGGGCUCAUUGAGGACAUUAAACGUCGGCGGUAUUAUGAGAAGCCAUGCCGCCGGCGACAGAGGGAAAGCUAUGAAAGGUGCCGGCGGAUCUACAACAUGGAAAUGGCUCGCAAGAUCAACUUCUUGAUGCGAAAGAAUCGGGCAGAUCCGUGGCAGGGCUGCUGAGGCCUGUGGAUGGGACACCCAGUGCGAAACCCUCAUCCAGUUUCGUCUCCAUCUCUUUUCUUUGUACAAUCCCAUUUCCUAAACUCAAAUCACAUGUCUGCAAGAAGGCCUCCAAAUAUAGAAACAAUCCCAUUA
This is a messenger RNA of Rhinopithecus roxellana (golden snub-nosed monkey), 605 nucleotides long. RefSeq names its product mitochondrial ribosomal protein S21 (gene MRPS21). Gene Ontology annotation, cellular component: ribosome. NCBI's taxonomy places the organism in Eukaryota, Metazoa, Chordata, Mammalia, Primates, Cercopithecidae. The record is from RefSeq and is a predicted model, not a curated record. Gene Ontology annotation, biological process: translation. The coding region runs from base 207 to 470 and encodes 87 amino acids. The transcript has 3 exons. Gene Ontology annotation, molecular function: structural constituent of ribosome.